Molecule: messenger RNA, 1475 nt
Organism: Truncatella angustata
Lineage: Eukaryota; Fungi; Ascomycota; Sordariomycetes; Amphisphaeriales; Sporocadaceae
Exons: 1
Coding region: 22-1152 (376 amino acids)
Molecular function (GO): protein binding
Source: RefSeq, a predicted model, not a curated record
ACUCUUCUUACCUAUCAGCCUAUGACAACACACACUCUUCGAACCUGGACCCAUGACCUUGCCUUUAAAUCUCCACAUUACUUCUACCAUUCAGGUACACCGGCAAUGGUGUGUACUUGGCUAUUACGCUGGGCUCUUGGGCGCACCGCUCCCAAUCAGGCCCGAUCGACGGUAUCUGUUUCGUCCAACCAUGAUUCCCCAACUGCGAUCUCAACAACACCAGAGGCCGAAGAGUCACAAGAGGUCCAAGAAAUACAGGAAACUCAGGCACCAAGCUUAGGGCUCCUCCCAACUGAACUUAUACUCCUCAUCGCUGAACUCUUCACAGCCGCUGACGCUAUUUGCCUUGCUCUGACAUGCAAACGCAUGUACUAUAUCUUACAUGUUCAGGAUUUGGCCCGCCGCCUCGAUGCAAACGCCACGGAAAUUCUACUUUGCCGCAUAGAAAAGGAUAUCGUAGGCGUUAGCUAUUGCGUUGUUGGUCAAAAGCUCGCACAAUUCACUACCUACACGUUGCUUAGGCAACACUUGCAUUUUCACCGUCACAUGACUACAAAAUCGAAUGGGCCACUUCAUAUAAAUUUCGGAUUAAGUCGUUUCUACUUCCACUGGUGUACUGCCCGCCUUGCCACGAAUUACCAAAUUCUCGGCCCGCAACAUGGUCUUCCUGCUUCUUUAUUAACAUUUACAUACGAUCACCAGGACAAGGAACAUGGGGUAUGUUGGAAAGAAGUGUGGGCAGCCAAGGUAGUUCACGGUGAGCUGUUCAUAUCUUGCAUACAUACAGUUUUCCAUGGAAGCGCCGACGCAGGCACCUUACAAACUUAUUUAAAUACUAAAGGGAUUGCUAUAUGCCGACACUUAGAAGUCGGCGGGGGUAGAGGUUACCGAGUCCGCGUAGGGUUACCUACAAAUCUGAUAAAUAACACUGGACACUAUGACAUAGGGUGGUGUCGAAGGUGUGAGACCGACUGGGAAACUUCUGUUGAGUCGACAGAGCGCGGCUGGACGGUCACAGCAAAGACUUAUCACGGGCUGGGUACUUGUCGCUCACCCCAUGACCCGAAAUGGCAUGCUAUGGCCAGCAGGUACAAACCACCUUUUCGAGAGGUACCCCGUGGCGCUGUGAAAGCAUCAUGGGAAAAAGUCUGAAAUCCGCUUCUCUACUAAUCAACGAAAAGUACACGGCCAGGGGUAAAACUCCAGACAAAAAAGGCGGUCACAACUAUUUCCUUUCAGCGCAAUGGUACUUGGCUGUUUCGCAAAUAUUGGGGGCCCUAGUCUUGUGAAGACCGAUGGACCUGUGCUUAAGAAUGCAAAACAGUGCUUGGAGGCUUAUAAGGAAGGCAAACUGCUUCAAUCUCUGCAGAAGCGAGAACAUGAUGAAGAUGCAUUCAGUGGUAGCUAGCAACUUGGCCCAAGUAUUCGUGCUGGCCACGCAAGUAUUUAUAAUGGUUGCAACACAUUUCUAAAGC